Gongylonema pulchrum is the source of this 315-nucleotide messenger RNA. NCBI's taxonomy places the organism in Eukaryota, Metazoa, Nematoda, Chromadorea, Rhabditida, Gongylonematidae. The record is from the annotation of a GenBank genome assembly.
AUGACUUGCGAUGAGCAUGAAUUCCUGGAAAUAAUGUCGGUGGUUGGGAUGGCCUCGAAGCCACUCCAUGUUCGACGAUUUCAACGAACGCUCACUGAAUUCAGCAAAGAUCCGGACGCGUUCAAUCUCGCCGCCAUCCAACAGAUUGGCCUACCACCAGCGGCCGGCUAUAGCUACGUUCCUCCAACAUCUUCAGCAACUACUCCAGCUGCUGCUCUCCAGUUUCUUUUGUCAUCGCCAAAUUUGGCAGCUGCUGCUAGUUUGGCUGUUGCUGCCGGGCUUCCUUGUACCAGCCCAUCGCUUACGGUAAUUUAA